This is a messenger RNA of Vitis riparia (riverbank grape), 1427 nucleotides long. RefSeq lists its product as uncharacterized. The transcript has 2 exons. The coding region runs from base 643 to 1101 and encodes 152 amino acids. Lineage: Eukaryota; Viridiplantae; Streptophyta; Magnoliopsida; Vitales; Vitaceae. The record is from RefSeq and is a predicted model, not a curated record.
ACGUCCUCACGUAUCUCUGUCCUCAACCGUUUCAUCCGCUAAAUACCAAAUGCCUUCACAUUCAUUUCUCUAUUGCUGAUUGCUAUCCCUUAUUUUGCGGCCCAUAAGAAAGCCCGAACCUCAGAAUCUGAAACCGUCAACAAUAGACCUCAGACCUUGCCGGCGACAACCUCUGUCCCUUAUAUACCGGAUCCCUCCCGCCCUGAUUUCCUUUGCCGUUUGUCAUCAGCACGGCCCGGGCUGUUGCUUCCUCCUCCGCUCAAUACCCAUCUUUCUGGGAGGACUAGCUCUGUCCCGUCGCCUAAUCUCAGCUGAAUUUUUCUCGGGAGAGUUUGUUUUUUCUCGAGGGUUUCCAUCUGUAUUUUCCAGCUGGGAUUGCUAUCUGCUUGCAAUUUGGGGCAUUCGAGGAUUUUAAUCAAGAACAAGGGGUUUAAAGAAUCAAGAAAUUGAAUUGGAAUCCGAAACUUCGACUUCUGUUCUCAGGCACUAGGGCGUUUUCUUUUUCUCUCGGGUGAAAUCCAAGCCUAUCGUUUUCUGUUGGUGAAAAGGAAAACCCAGUUCUCACAUUCGUCAAAGCUUCCUGAAAGACCACCCAACCUAGGAACCGAUUUCUUCCAAUUCAACUCUGUUAUCUUUUUCAUCAUGACUCGGCAAAUCGUCAUGCGCCCACCUUCCCUGAACCGCCGGCAACCACUGCUGGCCAGCCAAUCCUCCUCCGGCAGCAUCCGUUUCGCCGAGGUGGCAGGUGAGACCACCGCAGAGUGCGCCGCUGUGGCCUGCUGUUGUCCAUGUGGGCUCGUGAACCUCCUCGUCCUCGCCGUCUACAAGGUUCCGGCAGGCCUCUGCCGGCGCGCGCUCAAGAAGAAGCGCCUCCGACGCAUGAUCAAGAAGGGUCUUCUACAGCCGCGUCGCCGUCGCUGCCCUUGCGGCUGCGAUGACACGGAGCUCCAAAUCCACCCGAUUUCAGGCGAUGUAACAGACACCGAUAUUUCGGUAAAAUCAAACGAAUCGGAACAAGAGGUAAUGGACUUAGAGAAAGAAAUGUGGGACAAGUUUUACAGUACUGGGUUUUGGAGAAGUUCUUCUCAAAGGGAGUUUUGAUCUCCUUUACUGCCGUGGUGAAGGUGGUUGGGUCAAUGAAAUUGGGAGGUUCUUUUUAGCUAUCUACACAAAAGGGUGGCAAGGUUAGAUGAUCAAGGGAGUGGAGAGAACGGAGUCUGAUUUUCGUUGUGAAGGCUCCAUUGUCACGUAAAAUUGUCCGGCAGCCUCAUUGCUUUGCUGAUAACCUCUGUAUAUUUCAUCAAUUCAUAAUUUUAGAUUGAAUUUCAUACAAUUUGCCCUUUGGGUUUGAGUUUGGACGAUUCAAUUUGAAUUUUAAGUAUGAAUAUAUAAAUAAAUAAAUUCAGUGGUAUCCAUCGUUUGAUUCA